Messenger RNA from Dictyostelium purpureum, 1566 nucleotides. RefSeq lists its product as uncharacterized. Lineage: Eukaryota; Evosea; Eumycetozoa; Dictyosteliales; Dictyosteliaceae. The record is from RefSeq and is a predicted model, not a curated record. The transcript has 2 exons. The coding region runs from base 1 to 1566 and encodes 521 amino acids.
AUGAAACAAAUUCAUUCAAUACAAAUACUAAUAUUUUUUAUAUUAUUAACAAAAAUAAAUUAUAUUUAUUGUGAUAAUGUUUGCACUGUUUGGUUAAACCCAGAAUCAACCAAUACAACAUCACCGUGUGGAUUAGAAAUUACAACACCAUGUCAAAAUUUUGAGGCAGCAGUUUCAACAUGUGGUUCAAAUUAUGAUGUAAUGAAUUUAAACUUUAUGUAUAGCGAAAUUCCAUAUCAAAUUAGUCAACAAAGUCCCCUAAACACAAUAGAUAAUAAUAAAACCAUCAAUCUAAUAAACAUAAAUCAAACAUCAAUCGAAAUGGAUUUAUCGAAUAUGAAUACAUCAUUAGUUAAUAUCGAAAAUGAUUAUAAUACAAGUAACAAUUAUCAGAGUGUUGUUAAUGUAUCAGGAUUCACAUUUACAAAUUUUCAAAGUGGUAUAUUUCGUUUUGUAAAAACCUUUUUAAAUCUUACAAUAACAAAUUGCAACUUUAAAAAUUUAAACAGCACUUCAAGCUCAUCAGUACUUUUUUAUUAUAAUUCUAAUACCAAUAACAACAAUAAUAUAUACAAUAAUUUUUUAAUAAUAAAUAACUCAAUAUUCCAAAAUAUUCAAACUGGGGGACUCUUUCUACUAGAACAAAUAAAUGUUGUCAUUGACAACACUGUGUUUGAAGAAAUCACAUCAAAUUACAGCCCACAUAGUAUUAUGAAUCUUGACAGGGCCACCACAAUGAAAUUUACCAACUCUAAAAUUAUAAAUUGUAAGAGUAACACGCAGGGCACCAAAUUCUCAAUUUCUAUAGGAUAUCAAACAACAGAGACAUCUUUACUUUUACCACAGCCAUCAUUAGUUUUCGAAAAUAUAACUUUAAGAGACAAUUUAAAUGGAGAUAUAAUAGCUUUAUCAACAGGUAAAUCCUAUAUCAUUUCAAUGAACCAAAUUACUGCAGAAAAUAAUUAUUAUUCAACACCAAUUUAUUUUAUGAGUGAGUCAGCAAUGGGUGGAGGCAAUUCAUCUGCAUUGGAUGGAGCAUCCAUUUUUAUAGUGAAUCUCGGCUCACAAGAUUACCCAUUUUCUCUUUCAAUCAACAAUUGUUCAUUUACCGAUAAUAACUCAACGAGAUAUGGUGGCUCCAUUUAUAUGAACAGUGUAAAUUCAAUUACCAUUACCAAUUCAACAUUUAAUAACAAUACAGUUGACAAUUCAUAUGGUGGUAACCAAAUAUAUUGCUCAUCAAGUAAUGUUACUAUUCAAAAUUCAAAUAUUGUAAAUAGUGGUAGUAGUACAAAUGUUACAGAUAAUAAUCAAGUUGCAUGCAAAUCUUCAAACUCUUGUUCAUUUAAAAAUAGUGAUCCAGAUUUCACCGAUUUCUGUACUCCACCAACUGACAGCAGCAAUAGCAACAGUACUGAUCAUGGAAAGUCCAAUAGUAAACCACUUACAACUGGCCAAAAAGCUGGAAUAGCAAUUGGGGUGAUUGCAUUCUGCCUCAUAACCACCAUUGCUAUAAUUUUUAUUGUAAAAAGAAAAAGAACAUUUUCAUAUAAAAGUAUUUAUUAA